Messenger RNA from Kwoniella mangroviensis CBS 8507, 1842 nucleotides. RefSeq lists its product as uncharacterized. The transcript has 3 exons. Bases 1 to 1842 code for a protein of 613 amino acids. NCBI's taxonomy places the organism in Eukaryota, Fungi, Basidiomycota, Tremellomycetes, Tremellales, Cryptococcaceae. The record is from RefSeq and is a predicted model, not a curated record.
AUGUCGAUAAUAUCGUUUCAUCCCUCCAGAACUGUCUUGCGCUACGUCUUCUUGGCCAUACAUGGUAUAUUCAGUGUCAUCCUCCUGACUCUCGGAGGGAUAAUAUACACCACUCGUCUAUUCGUUCCUUCCGUCAUGUCAUCCAUCUUAACCUAUCUGUAUAUUCCAGCAAGUAUAUAUAUCGCACGUUGGAAUCCUUCAUUGGAAUUUUUGACGGUAGGCAAAGAAGUGGGAUACCUGUUGGUACAAGGGUUAUUGAUUCUCGUAUUAGGUAUUUUAUCAGCCUUAUCAACCAAAGAAGAAAUAUGCACUUCGAUCAAAGCCGAACCGGGAUACUUCGGAUAUUCUACUAAACCAUUUAGAUGUCAAGAGAAACUCGCUUUGGCCAUUUUAUCCUUUUUCCAUAUAAUCCUGGUACUAUGUUGGUUAGCAUUAUUGUUCAUCUCGGUUCAUCGAUAUAGGGGACAUAAGAAGGGACAAAACGAUCCAGAUGGUUUCGAAAUUCCAAUUCACAAAUUCCUCUCCUCAGAAGGAAACAGAGAAGGGGAAGAAGAUGAAGAAGAUCGACAUGAUUUGACUCCUAUCGAAUCACUUACCAAUACUACCAAAACUCCCUUCUCCCCCUUCUCCCCUGGAACAACCAAAGAACGAGAUGAAGAUGAAAUUCCACUUGAAGAUGAUCCCAGUCCGACCAAAAGUAAUAAACAUACUUCCGAACCAUGGCGAAUCUCUUCAUUACCCUUACCAGACUUGAAAUUCCAUUUUGAUAGUGUUAGAAAUUCAGGCAAAAGUAAUACUUCCACUUCCGCGGCUACAGCAGGAGGUGGAUUUGGGUUUUCAUUUUCCAAUCCUGUAGGUAGUAGUGGCAAGAAGACCAGUACGUUACUGCCUACUUUAGAAAGUGCCAGGAACUCAGUCAAGAGCUGGAAGAAGGAUGAUGAUUUAGAAUCUGUGAGAAGGGAUCAUAAGCGAAUUGAAUCUUGGAGGAUAUCACCCAUACCUCUUCCAGAUUUGAAUCUAGGAUUCGAUACCAAAUCUACUAAAACUCACAAUCCGCACGAUAAGGAUAGAUUUUCGAUCAAGAGUGGAUUGAGCGGAUUGACUUUGGAAGAUGCUCGAAAUUCCAUUCAGAGUCUUAAAAGUUCCAACGGUGCAAGGGAUUCGUUAAAGAGUCAAGUUUCGACAACGAUCAAACCUGUUGAAAAAGCUUAUCACAGAUCUGAUAAUCAACAUCAUCUGGAAGUACCUUCCCUAAGAGAGACUGGUGGAUAUAGAUCAACAUUUCAAUUCAGACCUGAAUUGGACACUCACCGAGAUUCAAUCGAAACUCUCCGAAGGGAUCCUAAAAAGGUUGAAUCAUGGAGAAUAUCUCCUAUACCUUUACCUAACAUCCGAAUGAGUUUCGAUCAUCAGAAGAAAGAAGCUAAGAUUGUGCCUCAGACGACAAUCGGUAUGAACACGGACGGGGAUGGGGAUGAAGAUGAUAUCGUUGUCAUCCCUGGAUCGUCCGCAAAUAAAGAGGGAAAUUCCACCGACAAUGGCGAUUUGGGUCUGGGAGGGCUGGGUAUAGGAGGGAUACACAAUAAACGAUUAUUAAAUGUCAGGAAUUCAGCACAGAGUGGAUUCAGCUUACAACAUGCUAGACAAUCUGUCAGAAGUCAAAUUGGAGAAGUGUUGGAUACUCAUGCUGACAAUGCGAGUGCGAACAGUAAGAGUAGACGAGUAUCAUGGGGUGAUAGUUAUUCUUCUCUGGGUUUUGGUAAAUCAACUUUCUCGGUUAAUUUUGAUGGGACUGGUGGGAAUGGAAGCAAGAGGAAUUCAGCAUUGGCUGAGGGGAAGUAG